AGCCCUUGUCUUAUUUUAAUGCAGGAGAUGGAGACGGUGAGACACAAACUCUUUCUUGGCAUGUUGGUUUCUGUGGCAGUAACUGUAUAGCAGUUUCUGUACCACAAGGACAGGGAUUUGGAGACAGACCGCAGACAGAUAGCAGAAUGAUUUGUGCUAAGAGUAUAUUCAUUUACUUUAUGGAGUAUCUCUUGGAAAUGUAUACGGGCAUUUCUUAUGCUACAGAAAAGAAGAAUGCAGGAUUUGGCAAGUUAUCAUAAUGUGAAUGAAAUUUGUGGAUGUAAAUAAAAUACGAGUAAAAGAUCCUAAGGGCUAAAUACAGGAAAGGGCCAGUAAAUUGUGUAAUUCAGUAGUUUGUGGAUACAUUGAUUGUGGGCUCCUGUCUGACAUUGUGCUACAGUGUGAGUCAGUAAAACAUGGCUUAAUUCAGCGAAUCAUUCACUAGCUCACAGAUUUAUAUUAAUGCAUCUUCAUUUAUUAAACAAUAAAUCAGAAAUGUGAAGAGAAACCUGUGCUGUCAUCCAGUUUUUCUUGCUUCUAUAAAGUUAUUUCAUGGUAAUAUCAUGCCUCUGUAUGAGACGGCCAUUUUUUUCGAUAGACUUAGCUAUUGCACUACCUCAACUGUGCUACUGUGGUAUUUAGCUCAGUUUUUCGGACUCUCAUGCAGUAGAUUUUAAGAAGGAACUGUCACUGUUCACCAUUAAUCAUCUAUCAUCCAUCAGUAUUGCUUACAUGGUCACGGCAUGCAGUCUUGUAACUUAGCAGAUAAACAAACGAUAUUAAAAAUGUAUCAGUUCUCCAGGUACAGCAGAGUCUUCCCACAGUCCAAAGACAUGCAUGUAGGUUGACUGGCAUUUAUGAAUUUUCCACAUUAUGUGAAAGCACGGCAUACAGUGGACUCACAUCUUAUCCAGGCCCCAGCCUUGUGCCCUGUUCUGCCUGGGAUAGGCUCCUGGGUUUUACAAUCCUUUGCCGAAUAAACAGGUUGAAGAUGGAUGGAUGGAUGGAUGGAUGGAUGGAUGGAUGGAUGGAUGGAUGGAUGGAUGGAUGGAUGGAUGGUAAAAAAAUUAAUCAUAUCAAUGGAAAAUAAAAAUCAUGGAAAUUAGUGGACUCUCUCUUUAUGAGCAACAAUCAUUCCACUGUAACUAGGGAGGCAUUAAUGUAGCUGCCUGGUACAAGCUUUUCACAGGUUCCAUUACUCUGCUGUUCUAAGUAAUGCAUGACCUUCAGCAUAACUUUUAUUGGUUUCUUCCACACCAUUUACUUUGAUACCUACUGCUCCCUUUAACCAGCAGCAGUAUGCAAAUGUUCAGCUUUGUCACCGUAGAACCAUCAGUCCAACAGCUGAAGUAUUUAGAGAAACAAUUCAUCAGUAAUGUAAGAAAAUAUUUCACUUUUUAUAAACUUGUUGAAAACCUGCAUAUAUCAGGAAUGCAGUUAUAUUUGUCAGUUUUUGUUAUAAUAAACAGUAUUGUAGCCCGUCAUAUUUACGUUUAUCGUGGUAAAAUGGGGGACGGCUCUGUUUUUAGUUUUGUGACAGUACAUGAUGGAUCUAUUGGACUUUUGGCACAGGAUCUUUGUUAAUACUUAUACGUGUGGUUGUGUAGCUGUUGUGUAGCUCCUGCUCCUAUACUGUUUGGAUACCUGGGCAUUCAUUGGAAGAUCAGUCCAGCAGCACUUAUGCCUAGUUGACUUCUUGAAAUGUGCUAUUUGCUUCACUUGAGCACCACUUUGGACAAAAUGUGAAUAUGUGAAAUAUGUAUAUGUAAAAGUAGAACUUUAUACCUGUUUUUUAAAACAAACCACUAACGAUGUGGUGUUUGUUAAUGCUGAACAUUCAGUGGUGAUUAAUUUAGACAUUAAGAUAUUUCAUCAAACGUUCAUAGCUGUUUCAUAAUAUGCUGCCUUAAGGAAAGUUUGACACCAUCAAAGUAACCUCAGUUUUUUUUGUGGAAGCCUGUAUUUUCUGUUAUUGUUCUAAAAUACUGUUUUUAUUUUCUGGACUAAUAGAGUAUCAUAAGAAUAUCUCAAAUUACAAACAUUUUAAAGCAACACACGAGUAUUUUUUCACUUUACGCUAUGUAGAAAAAGCAGUUUUCAAAAAUUGUAUUCUGAUUUGUCAGUGUAGUAGUUUGUCGCACAUCUGCUUUGCAGGAAUAACAUUUUGACUGAAUUUGAGAUUUUUUUUGUUAACCGUUUUCCUGAGGUUUAAACGUUCAUUUGUAUAAUUUUCAUUUGUAAAUACCUUACAAAAUUAGAAAAACAAAUUGCAGAUUUGAGUAUGCUCCGUGGCUCAUUGACAUUUUUAAAAAUGGUGCUGAAAAUGGCCGUCCUCUUCAGCCAAGCAUCAGCCAAGUUUUUCGUGAAGUCACUGAUGCAGUAGGCAGAGAUAGUCUUAUCUGCGUAGGCAAUGAAAGCUCUUCUAACUUCCAUUGACAUUGACCUUGACCCACAAUACUCAUAUCAGCCUUGAUAAAGUUUAUUACCUGGAUUAUGUUACGACCACAUUGGAAACUGUCUGAUGGAAUACCAAGGCUGUAUCUGAGCAGGUAACAUCCACUCAUCCACUUUCAGCUCCUUGGAACGAGUAACUACAUAUUGCUAAGAUCCAUCAGUAGUACCAGUCCAUCCGUCUAUCCAUCCAUCCAUUUUAUGGACCCAGUUGUCCUAUGCAGGGGCGUGGGUUCCCAGGCCUUUCAGCACAAGACUCAUAGUACUAGUAUGAAGCAGAAUUAAAAAUAAAAACUUCCCGCUCUUAAAGGAAGACGUCUUUGCUAGGUGGCGCUAAUCGCUCUGAAAUCAUAGACCUGUAGUUUCUUCUUCAAGUCUGGUGUUACUUUAAAAACAAAAAAGAUUGAACUUUGCCUUUAAUUUGGUAUCACAUCUGUAUUGUGUGCAAUAAGGUCAAAGUAAAUUAUACAUGGUAAUUCAAGGCCUUUGGCCUAAUGUACUCUUGGGCUAAUUACCCAGUUUGAAUGCUUAUUGCAGACUCGAGUCUGUUUGUGUUACUGAACUGAUAUGUCUUCAGUUUGGUCUGUUUGUGUAUGUCUUUAGCUUUGCUGCCUUUCCUAGUUUUCCAUGUGAUUUAAGAGAGCUCAGGCUUCCAUGUCUUUCUGAUCGUACUUUUGCUGAUCAGCUGACUGGUCCAGCUGACAGAAGGUUGUAGGCUGAAAUUUCAGGAGAACGGAGCUUGUAGGCAGGAACCCUUGGGUCAGCUGAAUGUUUGGUGCUUUGGUUAAGGCAUGCGAGACGUCUUUGUCUCCCCACGUGACAGAAAUGCCGCAUUGCUGUUAUAAAAAGACAGCAUAGGUGAAUCUUGUGCUUGGCAUGACGUAAAACCUUCCAGUUUCUGCCAAUUCCACAUUAAUGCACUUAUAAUGUUCAGUUGAAGGUAGCAGAUUGCCACAGUACUUUUUAUAAAGCACGCUUACAUACUGUAAAUUUCCUGUGUACUUGAGUUCACAAGAUAUGAUCCCUAAUUUUGUCUUACACAAUCAUGUGUUUCAAAUUCCGGUAUUAGAGAUUUCUUAUCUUGGAAGGAAGAGGAGCUCUAAAAGUUGUGAAGCUUGUUCAAGUCAUUGAGAGAUCCUAUGAUGAAUGUGUACCGUUCACACAGACAGAAAGCCGGCAGGAUAACUGAUCCGAAUGAGCCAACUCCCUUUAAUCCAUGUCUCGCUUCCCUAUAGAAAAAUACAUUUUUGGCCAGCAUACCUUUUUCAGUACCUGUUUUGCAGUAAGGGAAAUUCCAGCAAAUUUCUAUGGCUAUUUUGUUUAAGGAGAUCCGAACAUGGGACAGGCUCAUCUACAGCCCUGCUCAGGAUGGGCCGAAUGGCCUCCUCUCGUUUGUAAAUUUCUUAUAAGUGGGUGUAAGACUGAUGAAUGGAGAUUAGAUGGCACACCAAAUGAGGCUUGUUUAUGCUUGUUUAUUGUUUUGUUAGAAUUUUGUUGCAUUUUCUUCAUCAUAUACGCUGUGCCUUGACUCCUCAUAUGAGGAUUAAUUAAUACUAAAGUGCUUAGUAUUAAUUAACAUAUCCAGACAUCCAUUAUUAUGAGCAAUGUAUCAGCAUUAGUAUAAAAAGAUUUGCUUAGCAGGGCUUCAGCUAUGACAAGCGCUCAGAAGCAAACUCAUACGUGGAAAAGGACAAAUAGUGAGGUCGUUAUCUGUCUGCAGGCCCAGACUAGCCUAAAGUCAGAACAUAGUCAAUGAAGUGUGUGAGUGGUGCUGCCCUUCCAGCAUUUAGGGUAGAAUUGUUCACUAAGCAUCCCCAUAGAGCAGUUUGGCCUAUCUCUAUUCAAGUUGGAGUUGAGACGGCCUUCCCUUGAUUGCGUCAGAAUUACACCGUGUCAGACCAUGGCUAAAGGGCGGUGCGUUGUUGUGGCCCCACCCACAGCAGAAGCAGGUCUGUGCAGGUUUCUGCCAUGUCGAUUGCACCAGCCGACACAAAGCCCAUUAAUUUUUGAAAUCCAGACCGUUCAAUUUAUUCUGUAAAAAAUACAGAAGUAAAAGAAAAUUUGAGUCCCCCCCCCCCCGUCAUUCUGUUCAAUCUGUAGAGCAUAUAGGAAAGAUCCGCCCAAUGUGUGGUGUGUGUAGGCAGGUGUGUACUUUACUGAUGUUAAGCUCACACCCCUAGGAGGUGUGCCCUUGGAUCAUAACCCACUCCCGCUGCAUCGCCACUCCACAUCUGACACUUUCCUUUUUGGAAUCUACGUUCAUUCAGUGGGACUACGUGGCUCUGUUCCAGGAUGUGGAGAAAACUCUCGAAUCCUUUAUGUGUUUGUAAGAGCCACCUUUGACGGCACAAUCAGAAAACUGAAUCCGGAGCUGAGACAAGGGGAUAAUGGCUUGAAUUGUGGUCAAUAUUUUAUUUGAAUUACAUGUAUUUUACAAAAAUGAGAAUUGCUAUGGAGAGCUGCUUCAGUUUUCGCUCUGGUAAAGGAAAGUGUUACGAAAGCUAUACAGUGGAGGGUGGGGGAGAGUCUGGAGGUCUCCCAGUAAAGGAGAAGAAGUGGAAGAGCAAGCGCAAGCUGGAACUGAAGAAGGCCUUUAGUCUGGAUGAAACCCAGCUGGAGACCCAACAGAACAAGAACCUCACAAAGCAGGUUCCACUCAGGUCGCAGACCUUCGACUCCAAUGGGAGCCUAGAAAAGACCGAAGGCAGCGUCACACGGAGCAGUUUCUUAAAGCACAACAAAACUUUCCACAAACUGUUUCCACACAUUCCUGAAACUGAAGAUUUAAUACAUGCCUUUGUCUGCGCCCUGCAGAAGGAGGUACCGUACCAUGGUAGACUGUACGUCUCUGAGAAUCAUGUGUGCUUCUACUCAUCUGUGCUGCUCAAAGAGACCAAGGUGGUAAUUCCUGUGUCUAGCAUACACACACUGAAGAAGCAGAACACAGCACUCCUGGUGCCCAAUGCACUCUCCAUCCGCACUAACGAGGGAGAAAAGUUCUCCUUCAUGUCCUUGAGGAACCGGGAGAUAUGCUUCAAACUCUUGCAGUCUGUUUGUCCGCAGGUGGAGGAGCUUAGUACCAGCAGUAGCUUGGAAAAGAGCUUUGACCAUGGCAGACUUGCGGCUUCCAGUCAAUCAAGCUUCGAGGACAGCUUUGACCAAGUGGAUUCCAGCGCCCUGUUGGAGUCAUCCUUACCUAGUUCAACACAAGCAGUGCCUUAUGAGAAGAGCUCCACCGAACCGGAGCACACUAAUAUGGACGAGGAUGACUCCACACAGGACUUGACAGGUGCUUACUGGGUCUGGACAGUGACAGAGAGAGUCCAGUCUCUCCUCGCCCUGAGAGAUUCCAGUAGCCUCAGCACGCUGCUCUUCAUCUACUUAAUAUUGGUGCUGCUUCUCCUGCUGUCUUCAGGGUACCUUGGUCUGCGCAUUGUGGCCCUUGAGGAGCAGCUGACCUCGCUUGGCAGCCUGUCAGAGUUCUCCCUACAGAGCAGGUACAAGGACACAUAAUUCAGUGUCUUGGCCGGAGCCUUUUCUGGAUGAAAUGCUGAGGAUGCAGGUAUGAUGGAAGCUGACGAUCUGCUGUGGAUCUGCUGAUGACUGGAUUCCUCGCCUCGUGUUCUUCCAGGAUGGACACCGAAGAGUCCCACUUUUAAGAGAUUGUUAGUACUUUUGAGGAAUGAUUUUGUCCAAAAGCUUCUGGGCGUUUUUCUUCCAGCUAACUCUGAAUGCCCAGAAGAGGGCAGCAGAAAGCAACUAGUUGGAGGAUUCAAGAGACAAAGACCUCUCACGCUAUAUGGCCUGAGGAAUCACGACUACCAAGGGCAAAUGGCACAAACCCACUCAGUCUGCAGCAUGUUCUGAUUUGACUCUAUAGACUUGGCUCAGCACUGGGAGGGAGCAGUGGGUUGCACAAAUACAACAGUAGAACCACUGACCUUUGGUGCCGGUUUUACGGUAGAUUGAUCUUUAUUGAGAUUCUGUACUUGAAUUGUACUCAGUCUGACGUUUGCCAAGAAAUGUUGAUCUUUAUUACUGCAGGUUCUACACAGACCAGGUGUAGUGAGCAGUCUCAUUUUUAGUACUUUCUUGUAGUGCCAAAGAUCCAUGCAUUGGCCACAGCAUUUCAUGUUGCUUCAUCUUCUGUUUUGCUCACCUUUUCAGCACUACCUGUAUGCAGGAGAUGCUUGUACAGUAUGUAAUCUAUUCAAAUCUCUUGGUUUGCAAAAGUCUUAAACAGUACGUUUUCCUGCUCUUCAGUAAGAUAAUUAAUUGUGAACUAACAGAGCUCAGUGAGCAAUGUAUGGGUAUUACCUCAGAAAAAAAAAUCACUCCUGUAGUCAAAUAAUUCUUGUACCAUCCCUUGCAUCCAUGAUGUCUAGGAACUUUUGAUUCUGAUAUAGAGGUACAUCUCGUGAUUAUCGAAGGCUGCAAAAUAUUCACUGCACAAGUAAACACGAUCAGGUUUUUGUUUGUAUGUUCUUCUGUGAAGUUUUCAUUUUAGUACUUAAAUGUACAUUAGUGUUGUCUUGUGUCUGUGUACUGAAGUAUAUGCAAUCAUUGAUGCAUAUUGAUGCAUUGAUGCCAUAUGUAACCUGAAGCAAACAGUUAUAUCAGUCCAGAAGAAACACCUCAACUCAUAAGUAUGCAUUUCAAAAUCACGAGCAAAACGUAGGUCUUACAGUAUUGCAUGUGUGUCCUAGAUUCAGCAGGUACCCAAGUAGACAACUGAAAUCAACUCUUUCAUUUACUUUGACUGGGUGACAGUUUUAUUAUGGAGAUCGAACUUUCAAAUAUUUGUGGUCCUAAAAUUACAGAAUGCACAUCUAAUAGUACUGGCAUAAUGGUAAUGUAGCCAUUUAUAGAAUGAAUGCAAAAAAUCUAAAGCAGUAUACCAUUGUGUUUGCUAUUUCCGCAUGAGCAUUGAAUUUGUACUAAACACAAAAAGCAUGUGUGAAUAGUUCAGUAUGGGGGUUGUGUGGUAUUUAUACUUUGGAGAGAUUCUGUUCGGAGGAUGUGCAAUUUGAGGAGAUUUAAUCAUUCUUCAGUAGCUCAUGUCAAGAAGUGUAAUGUGAUCUUACAGCUGAGCGCACUUUACAACUUGUUCAUCUGGUUUGUGAUCCAAAGAAGGCAGGAAUAACAUUUGGCUGAGAUUGUAGUUGCAGAACAUUGCCUAUAGGUGUUGCUACAGGAGCUGUGAGUCCUGUAGGUGGAGGAGGAUAAUCUGAUGCAACUGUAUAUUGCUCGCUGCUAACCUGAUAAGCCUUCACUUCUUACAGUACAUGCUAUAUGCUGAGGACUUGACAUGGGAUGCUUUUUUUUAAUCAGCUGCAGGAAAUUCACCUCCCUCUGUAAAGGAUUAUAGUCACCUCUUAAUUGUUUUUUUUAACCAUAUUUUUGGUACAGCAAUAGUGUGGUGUACUUUUAAUAACUGACAUCUCUGACCGUUAAAUUAUGCAAAUACAUAUCAUAAAUUGCUAUUGCUUUUGACCCUUUCGUGAUCUUCAGUUGAGCUCAGAGUGUCUUGUAUUUGCUCCUUCCAUAUGGACAGGAAGGACAGUCAGAGGAGCACCUUAAGCAGGCCAGCUAUAGUGGCUGUCUGAGUGGCCUGUCAGCCUGGGAAUGAAUGCUCAUUAUGCCCCGAGAGGACCGGAAGGCAUGUCUGGGGGUAGCACCUUUCAUUAGAAGCUCCAUGUUUCACGUUCCCACUGGCUUCGCGCUGAUGUUUUCUGCAGCUUGUUCACUCCAGAAUGGUUAUGGCAUAUCAGUCUGAUAACCUUUACAAAGAUAAAAAGCAAAAAUCUCAAUGAAGAGUACAUCAUUUGUAUUUUUGCACUAUUUCAGUGUUGUAAUUUUCUUUCCCGUUUUUUUUUUUGGGGUUUUUUUUUUCGGUUAUUUGAAAUGUGUCCCGUAAAUUCCACUUCAAUAAAACUUGUAUUUAUUUGUUUCUCUUUAAUUCAGUCUCUGUGAGACUUUUUUGGUUGUUGUGGGCAAACCAAUAAAACAGGAGAAAGUGG
Molecule: messenger RNA, 8471 nt
Organism: Brienomyrus brachyistius
Lineage: Eukaryota; Metazoa; Chordata; Actinopteri; Osteoglossiformes; Mormyridae
Product: GRAM domain-containing protein 2B
Exons: 13
Coding region: 4876-5964 (362 amino acids)
Source: RefSeq, a predicted model, not a curated record